CUCAUAAUGGACUCUGGACUCUAACAAAACUGAACAAACUACAACAUAAAUGAAACCAAAUAUCUUCAAUUUAUCAAAACUUCUCUCCUUCAGAGACCAACAACUAUGGCCCCAAUUGCAUCCCUUUGGCUCCUACUGAUCUUUCUUCUUCUUGGUUCAACACCAAAUGCAAAACCAAUUUCGACAUUUUUUCCCAGAGCUGAAAAUUACCAAUCUUUAACCAAACUUUCUAGAAUUUCUAAGCCUAAGAUCCCUUUCAAGGCUCAUUAUUUCCCUCAAGUUUUAGACCAUUUCACGUUCCAGCCAAAAAGCUAUAAAAUUUUCUACCAAAAGUAUCUUAUGAAUAGCCAGUAUUGGCAUAGAGAAGCUCCUAUCUUUGUGUACACUGGGAAUGAAGGGGAUAUUGACUGGUUUGCUGCUAACACUGGUUUCUUGCUGGAUAUUGCUCCUAAAUUCCGGGCUCUCCUUGUCUUCAUUGAACAUAGAUUUUAUGGGGAGUCGAUGCCAUUUGGAAAGGAGUCAUACAAGUCAGCAGAGACACUAGGGUACUUGAAUUCACAGCAGGCAUUGGCUGAUUUUGCAGUUCUGAUAAGGAGCUUGAAGCAGAAUCUUUCUUCUGAGGCAUCUCCUGUUGUGGUUUUUGGUGGCUCUUAUGGAGGAAUGUUGGCAACUUGGUUCAGACUGAAGUACCCUCACAUAGCCAUUGGUGCAUUGGCAUCUUCAGCCCCUAUUUUGCAGUUUGAUGACAUUACUCCAUGGUCAAGCUUCUAUGAUGCUGUCUCCCAAGAUUUUAAGGAAGCAAGCUUGAAUUGCUAUCAAGUGAUAAAAGAGAGCUGGGCAGAGGUGGAGGCAUUGUCAUCUCAGAAUAAAGGGUUAAUUGAACUAAGCAGGACUUUCAGAACUUGCAAAAAUAUCCAUUCACUAGAUUCAGUAUGGGACUGGCUGUGGUCUGCUUUUGUUUACACUGCCAUGGUGAAUUAUCCAACAGAAGCAAAUUUCAUGAUGCCCUUACCUGCAUACCCUGUGAAGGAGAUGUGCAAGAUUAUAGAUGGAUUUCCACGGGGAGCAUCCAAGAUUAGCCGGGUCUUUGCUGCUGCAAGCUUAUAUUACAACUAUUCUCAAGGAGAAAAGUGCUUUCAGCUAGAAAAUGGUCCUGAUGCUCAUGGACUUCAUGGUUGGAAUUGGCAGGCAUGUACAGAGAUGGUCAUGCCAAUGACAUGCUCAAACGACAGUAUGUUUCCACCAUCUGGGUAUGAUUUUAAAGAGUUCUCAGAAGACUGCAAGAACAAAUUUGGAGUCUUGCCUCGGCCGCAUUGGAUCACUACUGAAUUUGGAGGCAAAAGAAUGGAACAAGUGUUGAAGAGAUUUGGCAGUAAUAUCAUCUUCUCUAAUGGAAUGCAAGAUCCAUGGAGUAGAGGAGGUGUCCUGAAAAAUAUAUCUUCCAGCAUCAUUGCACUUGUGACAGAGAAGGGAGCUCAUCAUGUAGAUUUUCGAUCUGCAACCAAAGAUGAUCCGGAUUGGCUCAAGGAGAUGAGGAAGCAAGAAAUGGAGAUCAUUAGAAAUUGGAUAAAUGAAUACUAUGCAGAUUUGAAAACAAAUGAUAGAUAAUGCAUGAACAUGUGCAUAAGUUGGUGCUUCUUAAUUUCUUAUCACAAAAUGUUCAAAAUCCAACGGCUACAAUUUGUAACUUCAUCUAAUUUCACAAAUGAAAGUAAAAGAGGAAGUGGAUAGAUUUAUUUA
Messenger RNA from Mercurialis annua (annual mercury), 1740 nucleotides. RefSeq lists its product as uncharacterized. The transcript is spliced from 10 exons. Gene Ontology annotation, molecular function: serine-type exopeptidase activity; dipeptidyl-peptidase activity. Lineage: Eukaryota; Viridiplantae; Streptophyta; Magnoliopsida; Malpighiales; Euphorbiaceae. Gene Ontology annotation, biological process: proteolysis. The record is from RefSeq and is a predicted model, not a curated record. Bases 106 to 1608 code for a protein of 500 amino acids.